Molecule: messenger RNA, 6528 nt
Organism: Sus scrofa (pig)
Lineage: Eukaryota; Metazoa; Chordata; Mammalia; Artiodactyla; Suidae
Source: RefSeq, a predicted model, not a curated record
GGUCUCCGGGCACUCGGGAGCCAGGACGCCUGCAUCUGCCUGCUGCCUGCCUCUGCCUGCUGCCUGCUCCUUCUGGAAGGACUCAGUUAGGUUCUGAAUCAGGGUGUUUCCAUUCCAUUUCUCCAGACUCUGCUGGUCCAGCAAAGUGAGGUGCUCCAGGGCUGGGAGUCAGGAGCCAGCUGCUGAGCCCACAGCAAGGCUGGGUCUCCUCUGGGCCUCCCCCAGGGCACAGGACUGUCUCCUGCCUGGACAGCCAGCGCUGGAAGAGGGUGGAAACGCAUCCAUCCAUCGCAAUGAGGCCCCCUGUCCUGGUCGCUGUGCUCCUCUGGCUCCCAGGCCUCUGGGCCGAGGAUAACGAGUGCCACUCCCAGGCAGAGGGUCCAGGCGGGCAGAGUGGAGGACCACCUCUGAGCGUGAGCGUGGGCAGCAGGGGGAGGGCUGCCAGCCUGGCCGUGAGCUGGGCAGCCGGGGGGCCAGGCAGGCCCAGCCACCUCCUCCGCCUCAGCCGGCUUGGCCCCCUUGGCACCCCUGAAGGGCAGCAGCUCCAGGCCCACACCAACGCAUCCAGCUUCGAGUUCCAGGACCUGGUGCCAGGAAGCCACUACCGGCUGGAAGUGACGGUCCUGCACCCAUGUGGGCAGAAUGCCACCACCAUCCUCACUGCUCACACGGCCCCCGCGACUGUCCAGGACCUGCAGCUGCAGAGUUUUGGGAGCCCCACCAGCCUGCAGGCCUGGUGGGGCGCUGCCCCUGGCAGGCAGGACAGCUACCAGCUUCUCCUCUACGAACUGGAGCCCCAGAUGGUGGCCCACAACAUCUCCAUGUCCCCAGGCACCCUGCGCUACAACUUUAGCGACCUCUCACCAGGCAGCGAGUAUGCUCUGGAGGUUACCACUUGGGCUGCCACCCUCCAGGCGAAGACCAGCACCCACCAGUGGACAGCUCCCGUGGCUCCGGGUCAGCUGGGGUUGCAUGCCUUGGGCACCAGCACCCUGCAGGCCUUCUGGAACGGCUCUGGGGGGGCCGCCUGGCUGCACCUUGUGCUCACAGACCUCCUGGGUGGCCCCAACCUGACGGCAGAAGUCAGACGGGGUGUCUCUAAUCAUACCUUCCGUCAUCUGUCUCCGGGAACCGCCUACAGACUGACCCUCAGUGCCGUGGCCGGGCCCCACUGGGCAGCCGGGCCCAAUACCAUUGAAUGGACCCAUCCCUCGGCCCCCCUGGACCUGGUGCUCACUCCCCAGCCCCCAGGGCUCAGUGCCCACUGGAGGGCAGGGCCCGGGGCCCAGGACGGCUACCUGCUCAGGCUGAGUGGGCUGGUGGAGACCAUCUCUCUGGGCCCUGGGGCCCUGAAUGCCACGUUCCCAGGGCCCCUGCCUGCCGGACACUACACUCUGCAGCUGAGGGUCCUGGCUGGGCCCUAUGAUGCCUGGGCCCAGGCCAGUGCCUGGCUGGAUGCUGCAGCCGAGAACAGACGAGGCAAUGGCACUGAGCUCCCCCUGGAUGUGCUGGAGGCCACCAGGGAGCCUGGGGACCAGGCACUACUCUACCCUGAGGGAUCCCCAGGCCUCCCCGGGAACACUUCCGUGCCACCUGCUGCCACUCAGGUCCCACUUGGUGGGCACGGGGCCCUCUACCAGGUGGAUGCUGUCUCUUCUCUGCAAAAUACCACCCAGAACCUUGCAAACCACACAGGGCCCCUGGCACCACAGUCUCUGGAGGUCAUUGGCAGGGGCAGUCCCUAUGACCUGUCCAUUGGCUGGGCCCCGGCACCAGGGCAGCGAGAAGGCUACAGGGUCAGCUGGCACCAGGAGGGCAGCCAGAGCCCACUGGACGGUCUUGUUGACUUGGGCCCAGAUAACUCCAGCCUGACACUCAGGGGUCUGGUGCCCGGCUCCUGCUAUACCGUGUCAUUGUGGACCUGGGCCGGGAACCUCAGCUCCAGCAUCCAGAUGGCCAGAGCCUGCACUCUCCCUGUGCCUCCUGCCAACCUGAGCCUGGGCCUUGGGGCCCAGCCUCCUGCCCUGCGGGCUUCCUGGAGUCCCCCAGCGGGGGACUGGGAUGGCUUCCUUCUGAGGCUUUACCGCCUGAGGCCCCCGGCUCUGGAAGGAGAGGAGACUCUGGCCCCUGAGGCUCAGAACUUCUCCUGGGACCAGCUGGCUCCAGGCACGGAGUUCCUGGCAUGGCUGGCCACCCUGCGGGGGCCAGAUGAGAGCAGCGGUGUCAACGCCACAGGCUGGACGCCCCCCCUCGCCCCUCCCCUGGUAAAUGUGACCAGCGAAGGCCCUACCCAUCUCCGGGCAUCCUGGGUCCACGCGCCUGGGGGCCGGGAUGGCUACCAAGUGACCCUGUACCAGGCAGGCGUCCGGGUGGGCUCCAGCCCUGUAGGGGCCCAGGUGGACGGCGCCAGCUUCUCAGCUCUGACUCCAGGCACCAAGUACGAGGUAGAGGUGGUUGCACAGGCUGGGCCCCUCUGUGCUGCGGCGGCCAACGCCUCUGGCUGGACCUCCCCGCAUGUGCCCGUCGAGCUGCUGGUAUCGAUGCAGGCGCACAGUGCUGUGGUCAGCCUGGCCUGGGCCAGCCCCCUGGGGCACGGCGUGUGUCACGCGCUGCUCUUGGAGGCUGGGCCCCUCUCCAAGGAGCAUCCCCUGGUGCUGGGUCAAUCCCACCUCGUGCUGAGGAACCUCACACCUGGACGCAACCUCUCCCUGUCGGUGCUGUGCCAGGCAGGGCCGCUCCAGGCCACCACGCACCCGGUGGUGCUGCCCGUGGAGCCUGACCCCGUGGAGGACGUACAGUGCCAGCCCGAGGCCACCCGCCUGGUCCUGGCCUGGACAGUGCCCGCGGGGGAUGUGGGCACCUGUCUGGUGGUAGCGGAGCAGCUGGCGGCAGGAGGGGAUGCCCACCUGGUCUUCCAGGCCAAGACCUUGAGGGGCAGUGUCUUGUUGUCCAGCCUGGCCCCUGCCACAUCCUAUCGCCUCAGCCUCUCGGUGCUUGGCAGGAACGGCCUGUGGAGCCGAGCGGUCACCCUGGUGUGCGCCACUUCUGCCCAGGCCUGGCACCCCCUAGAGCUGGCCACAGCCCCCCAGCUAGAGCCCAAGACGGGGAUGGGGGUGAUAAUCACCCCAGGCAUGUUUGGCAAGGACGACGGGCAGAUCCAGUGGUACGGUGUCAUCGCCACCACCAACAUGUCAUUGGUCCUGCCUCCCCGGGAAGCCGUCAACCACACGUGGUACGACCACUACUAUGGAGGACACGACUCCUACCUGGCCAUCCUGCUCCCCAACCCCUUCUACCCUGGGCCCUGGGCCGUGCCGACAUCCUGGAUGGUGCCUAUGGGGACAGAGGUCUGCGGUCACACCCAGGACAUAUGCAAUGGGCAGCUCAAGCCAGGGUCCCAGUAUCGGUUCAGUGUCGUGGCCUUCACCAGGUAUAGCGCCCCUGAGACCCUCAUCUUCUUCUCGGCCUUCUCGGAGCCGCGGGCCAGCGUGUCCUGGGCAGCAGUGCCUGUCCCUGCAGUGGUGAGCGUGGUGGCUGGCUGUAUCCUAUCCAUGGGUGCCACACUGGGCCUGCUAUACUGGAGGCGGGUGAAGGGGCAGAGGGCAGACGAGACCCUCUACUCUCAGGAGCUGACCGUGUCCAAGCUGCGGCGGACCCACCGGCCCAUCCCUGUCCACAGCUUCAGGCAGAACUAUGAAGCCAAGCGCGCCCACACGCACCAGGCUUUCUUUCAGGAGUUUGAGGAGCUGAAGGAGGUGGGCAAAGAGCAGCCCAGGCUGGAGGCCGAGCAUCCUGCCAACACCGCCAAGAACCGCUACCCACACGUGCUGCCCUAUGACCACUCCCGGGUCAGGCUGACCCUGCUGGAUGGAGAGCCCCACUCCGAUUACAUCAAUGCCAGCUUCAUCCCGGGCUACACCCACCCGCAGGAGUUCAUCGCCACCCAGGGGCCUCUCAAGAAGACCCUGGAGGACUUCUGGCGGCUGGUGUGGGAGCAGCAGGUCCGGGUCAUUGUCAUGCUGACUGUGGGCAUGGAGAAUGGGCGGGUGCUGUGUGAGCACUACUGGCCAGCCAACCCCACCCCCGUCACCCACGGCCACAUCACUGUCCACCUCCUGGCUGAGGAGCCUGAGGAAGAGUGGACCAAGCGGGAAUUCCAGCUGCAGCACGCUGCCCAGCCCCCACCAAGGAGGGUGAAGCAGCUGCAGUUCACCACCUGGCCUGACCACAGCGUGCCUGAGGCCCCCAGCUCCCUGCUGGCCUUCAUGGAGCUGGUUCGGGAGCAGGCGAGGGAAGCCCAGGGCACCGGGCCCAUCCUGGUGCACUGCAGUGCGGGUGUGGGCCGCUCGGGCACCUUUGUGGCCCUGUCAAGGCUGCUGCAGCAGCUGGAGGAGGAGCAGACAGUAGACGUGUUCCACACGGUGUACACGCUGCGGCUGCACCGGCCCCUCAUGAUCCAGACCCCAAGCCAGUACGUCUUCCUGCAUAGCUGCCUCCUGAGCAGGAUCCUGGAAGGGCCGCCCAGCUCCUCUGAGGCCACGGAGGCCAGACGCGGGAGCUGGGGAGCCUCGAGUGCCCCCCGUGCUGCCCAGGCUCCCCCGAGGCCGCAGCCCAUCCCUGUGAGGGACUUGGCCCAGGCGUGCGCUGAGCGGGCAGCCAACGCAGAUGCUGGCUUCCUGGGGGAGUACAAGCUCCUGCUCCAGGCCCUCAAAGACCAGGCCGGCUCUAUGACGCCCCCUCCUGGCUGUGAGCAGGAUGGCGCCACCUCUGAUGGCCAUUGCCAUGAGGGGUCUGCUCCGGUGGAGGAGGGCAUCCAUGGCGAGAUGCCUGAAGCCUGGCUCUUCCCGGGCGGGCCCUCUGGCCGUGACCACGUGGUGCUGACCGGCCCUGCAGGGCCCGCGGAGCUCUGGGGGCUGGUAUGGGAGCACGGGGCCCGCGUGCUCGUCUCCCUGUGCCCACCCGGCCUCCAGGAGAAGGAGUUCUGGCCCACGGGGACACAGCCCAUUGUCACAGAUGGGGUGACUGUGCACUGGGUGGCCGAGAACAGUGUUGCAGGCUGGCCCUGCACCCUCUUCAGUGUCACACACGUAAGCUGGGCCAUGGGGCAUGAUGGGUGGGCUCCGGGGAGCAGUCCUGGCCCCUCUGGCACUGGUGCCAACACCUCUGCCCCCAGAGGGGGAGCGGGACAGAGAGGCCAGUGCAGCGGCUGCAGUUUCCUCACUGGGAGCCAGGGCAGGAGCUGCCCGCCACGACCCUGCUGCCCUUCCUGGCUGCCGUGGGCAAGUGCUGCUCCCAGGACACGGAGAAGCCAGGCACGCUGCUCAGCCACUCCAGGUGCUGCUGGACAAGAGCUGGGGGGGGAGGGAGGCGGAACCCCUCACUCCCUCCUGUCAGGGCCGCACCCCCCAAGCCUGGCCUGGGGCUCCUCAGAAGGACCCAGUCCCCUUUCUGGCUCUGCUCUGAUGUCUUUCAGGAUUCUGUCCCCUCCCUGCCCGGGCACAGGCUGGCUAUGGCUGUGCCCAGCGUCCCUCCAUGGUCCCCAGGCCCAGGCUGGGUUUCCCCACCCCCCUGGGUCCUCAGCCCUCCUCCCCGCCCCCAGGUGUCCCUCCAACUCAAGGUCAAUUGCAGCAAGGGUGCGGCCCCACUGGGCACCUUCCUGGCCGUGGACCGGCUGCUGCAGCAGGCAGGGGCCGAGGGCACCGUGGACAUCUUCACUGUGGCCUUGCAGCAAUCACAGGCCUGUGGCCUCCUGACCCCAACCUUGGAGCAGUACACACACCUCUACAGCUGUCUGAACAGUGCGCUGGAGGGCGGGCUGCCCUGAGUCAGCACUGGCCACUGUCGCUCAGAGGCUGCGCCCGCUUCCUGAGGGGCAGCCUGCAUGCCGCCUGUGCUGUGAAGGGCUGAGUGGGGAAUAAAAGAUGCGCUCAAGCUUGAGGCCGAGUGCGUUUUGUCUGUCCGCCCGCCCUCCAGGAAGAACGAAAGAACCUCAAAGGUUCCUGGACAUGGGGCCCAGUGCAGGGGGUGGUGGGGACAGAAGCAGGUGGCCUCCUCAGAGCAGCCCCCAGUCCUCCAGUUUCCCAGCUUCCUCAGGUCCCUGGAUUCCAAGCCUGGUCACUCGGAGGCUCACCCACUGCCCCGUGUGCAGGAGGUGCGGCCUGUCGCUGUCUCCUGGACUUCUCUCCUGGGAAGACAGGGGCUGGGGGCUUGGCGGAUCCUCAGCCAGAGUUGCCAGGUUUUCUCAGGCCCCUCCCCUCCCCCACAGGAGGGAGCAGCGGGGUGGGGGGGAUGGGGGGUGCUGAGCAGGGAGGGCCUUUGGAGAGGGAGGAGGCAGGAGGAGAAAUCAAAGGGGGGGAUGGUGAUGCGCACAUGGCAGUGGCAGUGGCGUGGACACCAGCCCAUCCAGCCCCUUGUCAGAUGCGAGGCCCCAGGUGGCUGGGAGCCGGGUGCUGGGCCCCAGGGAACAGGGCAGAGCUUGCCUGGGCCAGCUCCAGUGCCCAGUGAGGGAUGAGGGUCAGAGGCAGGAGG